Penaeus monodon (black tiger shrimp) is the source of this 431-nucleotide messenger RNA. RefSeq names its product cyclin-dependent kinase 12-like. The annotation marks the transcript as partial. NCBI's taxonomy places the organism in Eukaryota, Metazoa, Arthropoda, Malacostraca, Decapoda, Penaeidae. The record is from RefSeq and is a predicted model, not a curated record. The transcript is spliced from 3 exons. Gene Ontology annotation, molecular function: cyclin binding; cyclin-dependent protein serine/threonine kinase activity; RNA polymerase II CTD heptapeptide repeat kinase activity. Gene Ontology annotation, cellular component: cyclin/CDK positive transcription elongation factor complex; nucleus. Gene Ontology annotation, biological process: protein phosphorylation; transcription elongation by RNA polymerase II; positive regulation of transcription elongation by RNA polymerase II.
GACCUCCCAAUGCCUCCAAUGAUAGAAGGAACUGAAGAAUGUCACCAGAUGAUGAUGCAAUGAGUACACCACCACUUGCAAGAAGUGGCCCGCCUAAACCUCGUCCUAAUUUGGUCAGGCCAAAAAUCCUGAAUGCAAAACGACAAGACCGUACCUGUCUUGAAGACUGGAGUGAAAGAUGUGUUGAAGUCUUUGAUAUAAUAGCCCAGAUUGGAGAGGGAACCUAUGGGCAAGUGUACAAGGCAAGGGCAAAGGAUAAGAAGAAUGAUGAAAUGGUUGCCUUGAAAAAGGUAAGAUUAGAGAACGAGAAAGAAGGUUUCCCUAUUACUGCUGUACGAGAAAUCAAGAUCUUGAAGCAGCUGAAUCACAAGAAUAUUGUAAACUUAAAGGAAAUUGUAACAGACAAGCAGGAUGCUGUUGACUUCCGACAU